Macroventuria anomochaeta is the source of this 1665-nucleotide messenger RNA. Its product is annotated as CDC73-domain-containing protein. The transcript is spliced from 2 exons. Gene Ontology annotation, molecular function: RNA polymerase II complex binding. NCBI's taxonomy places the organism in Eukaryota, Fungi, Ascomycota, Dothideomycetes, Pleosporales, Didymellaceae. The coding region runs from base 91 to 1356 and encodes 421 amino acids. Gene Ontology annotation, cellular component: Cdc73/Paf1 complex. Gene Ontology annotation, biological process: positive regulation of transcription elongation by RNA polymerase II; transcription elongation by RNA polymerase II. The record is from RefSeq and is a predicted model, not a curated record.
AAGCGGCCAGCUCGCCCGGACUGCUCCACACACAUCGACCGUCGAUUGGCGUGUUUCCUUUUCCAUAGCGUUAGUAUAGCGACGCCCACCAUGGCACAAGCAGCGCAAACCGAGGUCGAGGACCCGCUCUACAACUUGCGCCUGUCCAUCAAAGCCUCAGCGACACCCAUCCUGAGCACCAGCGCCGAACCCACACCCGCCGACUACAUCGACGACCUGGCGCGGGCGACACACAUCACAUUCAACGUCGACGGCGCGCAUCGCACAUUCGACCUCACAUCAGACACGCGCUUUGCGCCAGACAGCAAGCCUGUUGACCUACGCACCUGUUACUUUGCCUGGGUGAACAAGGAUGCCUCCGUCACCGACUACUUUGCGGCGGUGACGACAUUGAACGAAGAGCUGCCGGGCGGCGCAGGCGGAAGCGUGCAGAACUUGACUUUCGCGCAGAAGAUCGAGUUGAUGGCGUGGUUGAGCGGAGAGACAGAGGGCAGCGACAGCAUUGCGCCCAUCGACAGCGGCGCGGCGACAGCAGCAGCGGGCGAUGCGGCGGCGAUUGCCGGUGGAAAAGGCGUGCCGGUCGAUCGCAACAUGAAGAGCACACAGGGCGGCUUGGUCGACGCGCGACUGCUUCAGAUCUACGACGGCGAGAGGAACAUGGGCGACCACAACACCAUCCUGCGCGGACACAAGCCAAUCGACUUCUCCCCCUACCGCAAAACCGCCGCCUCCUUCUUCCGCAACCGCCCCGACUCGCACAAACCCUCCGCGCCCCAACCCGCCCUCGUCUCGAACCUCACCAAGAAACCGCACCAAAAAGUCCAACCCAUCAUCCUGCUCUCACCCUCGGCCUCCUCCCUGCUACGAACCAGCAACAUAAAAUCCUUCCUCGACGACGGCAUCUUCAUCCCCCCGAACGCCGCCGACACGACGUCGGCAAACAUGAUCCAAAUCCGGCGCCCGAUGCCCUCCAUCUCCUCGCAGCCCAUCACCUUCAUCCUGGUCGACAGCACAACCUCGUUCAAGCCCACAUACUGGUCGCGCGUCGUCGCCGUCUUCACCACAGGCCAGACCUGGCAGUUCAAGAGCUACAAGUACCCGAAUCCCGCAGAGCUGUUCAGUCACUACCCGGGUGUGUAUGUGGGGUGGCAGGGCGAAGAUACGCCCAAGGGGAUCCAGGAUCUGGGGCGUGGUGUGCUGAGUGCGAAGGUGGAUAAGUGGACGGGCAGUGAGAAGGGGCGGUGGAGGGAUAGGGAGGUUGUGGAGAGGAUUUGGGGGCGCAUUGAGGAGGGGAUGAAGAGGGCCGGGUGGACGAAAGAGGGGCCGGGGUUGGCGGGGCAGCAGCCUGGGCGGUAGAGACGGCUAGGUUGACAUGUGUGCGGGAUGGUGAUUGAGGGGGAGCAGAGGGGAAGAGGCGAAGAUGUAUUGGUACGAGGCGUUGGGCGUUGGGAUCGAGGAGCAAACAACAUGGCAUACCUCGAAAAGCUGGCGUUGAUCGGGCAAGGCAAGAUUGAAAUGAGAUACUGUUUGAACACAGUCGAGAAGCCCGUACAAGUGAUGUGAGGUGGAAGUGAGUGGAAGCGAUGUGUGAACUGAUAUCGCAUGUCGCGCUCAUGCAUUCGUAAACUAUAUGUAGAAAGCGCACAAAACCCGCCAUUACCCAUC